ACUCCCGCUGUCAGGAGAACUGGCUGCUGACCGCCUCACAACAGCAUCAAUCUACUUGCAUUGGGUUUGCACUCACUGGCAGAUGCUGCUAGUAUCGUGUGCUGCAGCCGGGCUCGUUGCGUAAUGAUCGGCGUUCGGUUGUGAAUUGGAGCCGCUGGAGUUCAGCGCAGCGACGCGACUUCUUUCGUCAGAGCGGCACCUUCCUCACUCACUCGGUAUGGACUCCAGUCAGCUGUCCACAUAUGCGGAACCUGCAACCUCUGUAGGAGCAAUCCCUGGAGAAAAUGGUGCCGCCUUGUCAUUGUGUGAGGUGUGUAACCUGCAGCUGACCUCUGCCGCUCAGGCUCGUCUCCACUACAAUGGACGAUCUCACCUGCGCAGAGUAAGACAGCUUAAGGCCAGUGGGACAGGACACCAGGCGUCAGGAAGCACAGGUGCACCGAUUGGAGAAGCUCUACCAGAGGCAAUGUGCACCACUGGGAGUUCUUCUGGGCUGUUGAAACCAUUUUUGUCCUUUCCAAGAGCAAGCUCAUCUCCAGGAGGACCCUUCCCAAACUACCACUUGAUGGAUCCUGUGCAGAAGGCCAUCAUCAAUCACACCUUUGGUGUUACUGUGGAGCCUAAGAAGAAGCAGACCAUUUCCUGCUGUGUCUGCCAGCUCAGGUUCAAUUCAGAUUCCCAGGCUGAUGCUCAUUACCGUGGCAGUCGUCAUGCAAAGAAGCUGAGGUGUCAGGAUAAUAAAAUCAAGCCGACAGUCUUGCGAGACAGCAAUGGAUGCAGCUCCGACGCCACCGGUCCAACCCCCCCAGACUCUGAACUGAAAUCCUCCCUGCUCCCUUCUCACUCUCCCCCUUCAUCAUCCUUGCCAUCCCCUUCCAGCAAAGAAGAAAGCACCCCUGCUGCUCUCCCCACUUCCAUUUUCUCCUCCACAUCCUCCUCCCCUCCCUCAGCACCCCACAUCGCUCCUGCUCCACAUGAAGAUCAUACCCCUUCAGCCGAGUCAGAAGAGGAGAAGGCCAAGAAACUGCUCUACUGCUCCCUCUGUAAAGUGGCUGUUAACUCUCUGUCUCAGCUGGAGGCUCAUAAUGCAGGUUCCAAGCACAAAACUAUGCUGGAUGCUCGAAGUGGCGCUGGUCCGAUCAAGGCCUACCCUCGACCUGGUGCCAAACAGAAAAACACCAACAACUCAGUGGUGAAGGGAUCAGGCCUCCAUAACAAAACCUUCCACUGUCAGAUCUGUGACGUCCAUGUGAACUCUGAGAUCCAACUCAAACAGCAUAUCUCCAGCAGGAGGCACAAGGAUCGAGUGGCAGGGAAACCCAGCAAGCCCAAGUACAGUCCCUAUGCCAAGCAGCAGCGUGGCGUCGCUUCUGAGCCUGUCACCCCCCAAAGGUCCUCCAGCUCAACCUCCCUUCUCUCGGCUCCAUCCACGCCACUUCUCCCUACCAUUUCGCUCCAGCCUUACUCUUGCUCUUCCAUCCGCGUUUUUACUGCCUCAAUCCUGCAACCUGCUCCCGGACGGAUGAGAACAAGCCAAGAAUCGAUUCUUUUCACUCCUUAUUGAUGAGGUUAUUUGGAAACCAAGGUGUGAUACCAAGAGAGGUCACAAACAGCGGCGUGGACAGUGGACUGUUUUAUGCAAAAAAAAAAGUUUUCAAAAAUGCAAACAGGGCUCUGUAUUUUUUUCCUCAUAUUAUAUAUUCAUUUUUUACUGGAAGCAAUAAAAGUUAUUUGGGACCAUUGUUUUCCAUUAUGAUAUUGCAAGACGCUGGGUUCAACCAACUCAUCCUAUGUUGAGCUGACGGUGGUGGUGAAUGAAGGACACAGACACACUAAUUCAGUUGAAGUCUAAUACAUCAGGGGAAAUCAAACUAAAGAGCAACUCAAUUUUUUUGUCGUCACACUGUCAUUGGUCAAACAUCAAAACAAUAUGGCCACGCAUGUAAACCAAGAUUUGGUGGACGACACCAAAGAUGGAACUAGCACCUGCAAAAACAUCCGCCGUCUUCCCAAACUCCAUCGUUUGAGAUAAGGCUUGUGUGGAGGUAAGUCAGGCAGUAAUUGAACAUUGUAAAAAUAAUGAAGCUACAUUUGAGAUAAGUGCUGUAGAUGAUAACUGACCACAUCAGAAACAAUAACAGGGCUGCGAAGACUAAAGAGUCAUGAAAUCAUAGUCUGCAGUGUCAUGUCCCCCCACAACAAUGAGUGUUGGAGGUGUGAAUUCAGAUCAGUGAACAGAGAAAUGCCAGGGCCUUGGGGAGUCACUGACCAGCAAAAUAAACAGGAUUUUGGAGAGCUAAACAUGCAUGAAUGAGCCACUCAUAUGAUUCACGUCAUCAAUUCACACUAUUUUUUUUUUUUAAUUCAAACAAUUUAUUAAGAAAAGUGCAAAUUCUGUUGAGAUCAGGAGAUCAGCUAAUGUGUAAUUUCAGUUUACCUCACAGUUCGAAAUAAUGAGACUGUCAUUUUACUGUGAGGUAAUGAAUAAAGCUGGGACUUUAAUAGAUGAAUUUAAAAUAAUUAUUUACUAGUGAAUGGAUGCAAUUAAUAGUUAAUUUGUGAAUCAACUUUCUUAUGCAGGGGACCUCUUUCAGUGAACCACUUUUCAGGUGCACCACAUUAUACAGAGUGAUUUCAUAACCAUGAAUGGAAAAAUCAUCAGGAUAGAAGCACAAUCUACUGUGUUGUUUUGUGCGGUUCAUGCAGCAAAUAGUUCACACAUCACUGGAGCACCUCCACUCUGACGCUUAUGUUGUACAGAUUCAUCAAAAGCCUGAUCAUUCUGGCGUUAAAUGUUACAAUGAGUCACGAUUCAUUCAUGUAAAUGUGACACCAAACAGCCUUGGACACAAGCACACACCUAAUAAUGUUUUAUUUCAUGUUUCCAACCUGGAAAGUAAUCUCCUCAGUAAAGCAUCCAAAACUAGAGCAGGGUGUUGCUGAAUAUCAUUUAUCAAUAGUGGAUGAGAACCUUUCACAUUUCAACAACUUAGGCAUCCAAUGGUACCUGUUUUUCCUACCGUAUGUUUUUGAUACCCUCUUCGACACUGAAGGAGUGUUUUUAGUUCUUCUGUUUUCCAGUUCGCAGUAACACACCAAAAACAAAGCACCCAAUCUAAUAGUUGUUUCUGUCUUUCAUCCGACACUAGAUCAAGACAAUGCACUGGUCAACCAGCAGGUGGCAGUGUGGUCUUUUCUGAGUUUCAGAUAUCCACAGGCAGGCGAUGCCAGAGUUGCUACUAUGUGUCCUGACAGAGUGACCCCGACUUGGGCCCUACAAGGAUCCACAAUGAUCUGAGGGUCCUGAAUGCCUGGGAGGUGGUCUGCAUUUCUAAAAUGGAUUUAGCACAAUCCAUUCUGAAGUGGCUUCUACAGAGUGCAGAGAAUUGGUCCUACCUUGGGGAGAGUUGUUUUUAAUAAAACUAAUGUGAAUGAAAAAUGUGAGUGAACCAACAGACUUCGUUCAACGGAAUCACUUUACAUUGCAGGGACAUUCUGAUAUGACUAGCAUCCAUGAAUGAACUUCUUUUGAAUGAAGUCAAAUGUUUCUUUUUUUCCUUGUGAUGAUUGUCCGCGGCAACAAUUGCGUUUGCCCAGUCCUCCGUCACAUCCCACAUCUGAGUCACUCCAUUGUGUGUCCUACUUACAGGUGCUGCGUGCCAUAGGUUGUGGUGCAUGUCCCACCUGAGAGACAGAGAGAAAAGCAAUACAAUACAUUCACCUGAGCUUAGCCUGGUUCUGUAUCAUCGAGGGAUGUUUUACAGACAAGAGAAGUACUACAACAUUGAACUAUGAAAAUAUGCAUUCAUUAUUGUUUGUGGAGUUCUCAUUCUUUGACUCAAACAGAUCAUAUGAAUUAAAUACCAGCCUACCGCUGUAUAACCACUUUUAUACAGGGAAAAAUAAAUUAGAACAAAAAAAAAUUUCCACUGACGUUUGACGCCAGACCGAUAUCGACUCGCCAAUUUCGGAUCCAAAACGGAUCGUCUCGACUCGCUGGUAGCUGACGACAGUCUGUGCAUCAUACUAGCAAAACUAUCCUCAAUCGAACAUUUAUUUUUCUUGUUGCUUGCGGCUUUGACGUUAGGAGUGUUGUGUGCGCAUGCGCAUUGCACUGCGGCCUACAUCUGUUGUUUUGAAUUGUGGUGCAAGAGGAAUCACUCAAAGAAAAAUCAUAGACGUAAGCAUGGAAGAAUCGGAAUUACCACCUAGUAAGAAGAGAAGA
Synchiropus splendidus (mandarinfish) is the source of this 4225-nucleotide messenger RNA. RefSeq names its product zinc finger protein 385B (gene znf385b). The transcript has 10 exons. Lineage: Eukaryota; Metazoa; Chordata; Actinopteri; Syngnathiformes; Callionymidae. The record is from RefSeq and is a predicted model, not a curated record. Gene Ontology annotation, cellular component: nucleus. The coding region runs from base 218 to 1564 and encodes 448 amino acids. Gene Ontology annotation, molecular function: nucleic acid binding; zinc ion binding.